AUGUAUCCAAAUCCCAAUUCAUUGUUAUAUAUUCUUAAAGAUUCUAUGUGUGUUCAAUUACUAUAUAAUGAUGAUGUUUGGAAACAAUCCUGUGAACCAUAUCCUGUAUCUAUAUACUUUAGAUCCUAUGACUUUACUAACUCUACUGAAUCUUAUGAAUCCACUGACUUUAAUGACUCUCAUGACUUUAAUGACUCUUAUAACUCUUAUGACUCUUAUAACUCUUAUGACUCUAAUGACUCUUAUGACUAUGACUCAUCUACCUUUAUUCCAAGAUUAUAUUUGAACUUUGAUCCAUAUUAUUAUACAUAUGUUUAUGAUGGUAAUAUAUGGAUUCUUAGGAAAGAUUUGUCUCAUUGUUAUUCCUUUAAACUAGAUCCAUCUAUGUAUCCCAAAGAUAUCACUAUUGUAACUGAAUCUGGUGGUUCUAAGGAAUCCACUACUGGUUCUGAGGAAUCUUCUGCUAGUUCUGCUGGUUACACAGUAUAUGAUCAUGGUGAUGGAAUAUACUUGUAUGAUUUUGGUACGGCCAGAUGUUCAGAGGUUAUGUAUCGUGGCCAAACUGUUUCCAAGCGACAAUCUGGUGGUCCAUAUCCUAGAAGAAUUGUUUUUGAUACAAAAACUCUCACAUUUGAGUUUGAUUUCAAGAACAAGACUGCAGUCUAUAAACUCAAUUCUGGUUGGUACAUAUCUGAAGUUUCUGAUAAGUUAGAACACUUUAAAUAUGAAUUUCCUGACUGGAUCCUAAAACCAGACAUCGGAUAA
Messenger RNA from Theileria annulata, 765 nucleotides. RefSeq lists its product as uncharacterized. The record is from RefSeq and is a predicted model, not a curated record. Bases 1 to 765 code for a protein of 254 amino acids. The transcript has a single exon. NCBI's taxonomy places the organism in Eukaryota, Apicomplexa, Aconoidasida, Piroplasmida, Theileriidae.